GACGUUUCAUGGCCUUUAUAUUGGAGGUAUUUUGGAGCAGCAUGUGUGUUUCAGACUUUUACACCUCUUGUUGGGUCAAAUGUGAAUUUAAUGGAAAUCAUUUGUUCAGUUCUCCACCGUGCGUAAAAGUUGCAGUCCUGUGCGUAAACGGCUGGAAGCCCUCCGUGCCAUGUCGAAAGGUCUCUUGGUGAAAACUUUGGGGGAUCUGAACCUGCAUCCUGACUAUGUCCCUCGAGACACUUGCUCGUCCCUCACACUGUCCUCCUCUGGCAGAUCGGGCAGCACUCAGCCGAACAUCAGCUCCUCUUAUCGGGGGUGGCAGCAGCACACCGGGUCUCUCUACAGCAGGAACAGCAGCUGGGACACGGUGAGCUCGCUGCCGGAGGACGCAGCAGACAUUCUGGCCAAGUGUCCUUGUCUGCCCGAACUGGAGGAGUAUCCCUGGACGGAGCAGGAUCUGUGGGAAGUCGUGCGUAAUGUCACCGGGUCGCAUGCUUCUUUCACCGCGGACGCAGUCCAUCAGCUGUCCGUCCUGCUGCGGAGAGCUUUGGUGCGCAUCUCCCGAGAGGCGCAGAGGCUGAGUGCGCUCCACAGGCGUUGCACGCGCCUGGACAUCCAGAGCGCGGUGAGGCUGGUUCUGAGCUGGGCUUUGGCCGAGAGGUGCGUCUCCUGUGCCGUGAGAGCCGUGUCCCUGCAGUGCAUGAGCUCCGAAGACACCGUGCGUCAAUUUGGCAAGUCUACAUGCUGCGGGCUCCGGCUGUCGGUGGGUCGCUUCUUCAGGUGGAUGGUGGAAACCCGCGUGUCUGUCCGCGUGCACGAGUACGCCGCCGUAUAUCUGACGGCGGCCGUGGAGGCUUUGGCGGAGGAGAUAUCCCGGCGGGCCCUGCAGGCGGUCAGGCUGACUGGGGAGGAGGUGCGGGGCGGCGGCGGCGGUGUCACCUGCAGCGCGGUGACCGCGGACGCGCUGGACGGAGCCAUUAACGGUGACGCGGAGCUGUGGGGGGUGCUGCAAGUCUGCCAGCAUCUGAUGUGUGGCAGAAAUGCCAACGGUGAGUGUUCCAGGAGACUUUUUAAAUGUGCUUUCAAAAUGAAAAAGGAGUGCGAUGGUGAAGGACAUCCAAUCAUCCAGUUUGCUGCACUAUAA
Molecule: messenger RNA, 1144 nt
Organism: Thalassophryne amazonica
Lineage: Eukaryota; Metazoa; Chordata; Actinopteri; Batrachoidiformes; Batrachoididae
Product: ankyrin repeat and BTB/POZ domain-containing protein 2-like
Exons: 1
Coding region: 170-1144 (324 amino acids)
Molecular function (GO): protein heterodimerization activity
Source: RefSeq, a predicted model, not a curated record